CACACGGAAUAUUUUGACCGUUACACCACAGAGCUGUCAAACCACCUCCAACCAAGUACCUCCAGACAUCUGCAGCCUGUAGGAUGGCCCAGGCAGACAGCAAGGUGCUGGUUCUGGGAGCGUUGGCUGGAAUGGCUGGUAUUGGCUUGGCUGUGGUGUGUUACCAAGGCUUCAGGUCUAGACGAAGAAGCUCAUGGUCGGGCUUCUACCUCAACCGCAAUAAUGAACAGGAGACCAGCCUCAUGUUGGUGGAUGGUCCAGGUCUGCCCAGCGGUCAGGCUGUGGUGCUGGAACGCCUCGAGGCCCUGAUCCAGUGUGUGUCCGAGCUGAAAGAUGAGAUGAAGGCGCUGAAGAGCGCUCUGCCGACACUGCAGGACCAAGUCAGGGAAGAGCUGAGGGGACAUGAUGGGGCAGAGGCACGUCGAGCUAGCCCUCACCACAGGACCACACCAACACGAAGGAAAAGGGCUGCAGGCACCAUCACCGGGGCCAGAGCUGGAGGUCGGAGCUCAGAGGAGGCAGAGAGUGAGGGAGGGUAUAUGACUGCACUGACAGACUCUGAGGAAGAGGAGCUAAGUGAUGCAGAACCGGGGGUUGAAGAACAGCCUGCGGACAAGUUAUCUGUCCUCCUUGAGAAGAUCGACCGUUUACGUCAGGGCACUGAAUCUGACAAAAGGGAAAGUCUCGACAUCCUAUUAGAGCAGAGAGAAGAGUUUGGGCAGAACUCAACAUUUCUUUGGCGACUAACCAGAGCUUACUGUGAUGUUCAUGACAUCAGCCCUGCUCUGGAAGAGAAGAAGAUCCAUGCAGAAACUGGGAAGAAAGUUGGAGAGGAGGCAGUGAGGCUGAACCCUACAUGUGCUGAAAGUCAUCAGUGGUAUGCCAUCAUGUGUGGAAUUAUGGCAGAAUAUGACACAGUACAGAACAAGAUAAAGAACGGAUACAUCUUUAAGGAUCAUCUGGAUAAAGCUAUCGAGCUGAAGCCGCAAGACCCCAUGUCUUACUACCUGCUGGGCCGCUGGUGCUACGCUGUGGCCCAGUUAUCCUGGAUUGAGAGGAAAGUUGCUGCCACGUUAUUUGGAGAACCUCCAAGCGCCACCGUUGAAGACGCACUGAAGAAUUUUCUUAAGGUUGAGGAGCUCCAUCCAGGAUAUUCCAAACUCAACUAUGUGUUUCUAGCUAAGUGCUACAAAGACCUGGGGCAAAGAGAAAAUGCUAGGAAGAUGUUUGAAGCUGCUUGUUCAAUGAAUGCUGUUUCGAAAGAGGAUGAAGAGGCACAGAAGGAACUGGACUUACUCUGCCCAGUGCUUGGAGUGUGACAUCACCGUGCAAUACCACAACCUUUUGGGAAUUUAUUUUCUAUGUGCUAUGGGCCACAUGUGUCUGUGUGUGAGUGUGUGUGUGUGUGUGUGUGUGUGUGUGUGUGUGUGUGUGUGUGUGUGUG
Molecule: messenger RNA, 1444 nt
Organism: Thunnus maccoyii (southern bluefin tuna)
Lineage: Eukaryota; Metazoa; Chordata; Actinopteri; Scombriformes; Scombridae
Product: regulator of microtubule dynamics protein 2
Exons: 11
Coding region: 84-1319 (411 amino acids)
Cellular component (GO): cytoplasm; spindle microtubule; mitotic spindle pole
Molecular function (GO): microtubule binding
Source: RefSeq, a predicted model, not a curated record